Prosopis cineraria is the source of this 2607-nucleotide messenger RNA. RefSeq lists its product as uncharacterized. NCBI's taxonomy places the organism in Eukaryota, Viridiplantae, Streptophyta, Magnoliopsida, Fabales, Fabaceae. The record is from RefSeq and is a predicted model, not a curated record. The transcript is spliced from 4 exons. Gene Ontology annotation, molecular function: protein binding. The coding region runs from base 89 to 2371 and encodes 760 amino acids.
AUUUUUUGUAUCCCCAAGAUAUGAAGUUACCUGAAUUACACUAUAAAACAAGCUUUCCCUCCUCUCUGCCUUUCUAAAACUUUUAAAAAUGGCGAUUCUUCUGAACUCUUCCUCAAUCCACACAUCUCGUUCCUCCUUUGAUCGCCAAACAGAGACCUUGCAACGCCUCCUUGAUGCCGCUUUAAACGACGAUACAGACUCUGCGUUUCAAUGCAUCGCCAAUCCUCUCGUCGACGUCAAUUUCAUUGGAACGGCGAAACUCAGGUUCAAAACGACGGAGAUCGUAUUGCACGAUGAGUUGCCUCAUGAAGUCCGGUUCAUGUACGAGGAGUUCAAGACCGACGUUUCUCCUCUGUUUGUCGCUGCUCACAACGGGAAUUUGACACUGCUCAGGGAACUACUGAAUAAGGGGGCUAAGGUGAACUUAAGAUUGUUCCGAGGAUAUGCGAUAACAGCAGCAGUAAGAGAAGGGCAUGAAGAAGUAACGAAGCUCCUUAUGAAUUCAGGAGCGUCACAGCUUGCAUGCGAGGAGGCUUUGGUGGAAGCAAGCUGCUUGGGACGUUCCAGAUUUUCUGAGCUACUUAUGCUCUCCAACAUGAUUCGUCCUCAGGUUGCUGUUUAUGCCCUUGUCUCUGCUUCUUGCAGAGGUUUCGUUGAUGUUGUCCAUGUGCUCAUCAAGCAUGGAGUCGAUGUCAAUGCAGUUAGCAGGACCAAGCUUCAAUCCUCAAAGCCAUUCCUUCUCGUUAAUGUUGAUUGCAAUGCAUUGUUUGCUGCUGUUGUCAGCAGACAGAUUAACGUUGUUAAAUUACUAUUGGAGGUUGGCGUAAGGACAGACAUCAUGGUCAAACUAGGGGCAUGGUCAUGGGACAAGGACACAGGAGAGGAAAUUCGUGUGGGUGCAGGACUAGCUGAGGCUUAUCCUAUAACCUGGUGUGCUGUGGAGUAUUAUGAAUCCACUGGUUCAAUAUUGCGCAUGCUUCUCUCUCACCUCUCCCCCAAUAGUUACCACAUUGGGAGGACCCUGUUGCACCAUGCCAUUCUCUGUAACAACGAAAGAGCCGUCACUGUACUCCUAAAUUGUAAUGCAGAUUCUGAAGCGGCAAUUCAAACAAACGAAGAAACCUGUGUUCUUCCAAUUCACAUGGCUGCGAGGCUUGGAUUAUGCAAAAUUCUUAGAUCUCUGAUUAAUACUAAUUGUAACUUGAACUCUGUGACAAAAUCUGGAGAUUCUGCUUUAAUGAUAUGUGCGAGGAAUAAGCAUGAGGAUUGCCUCAGAGUUCUGGCAUCAGCAGGUUCUGAUAUGGGGUUAGUAAAUGCAUAUGGUGAUUGUGUUACUUCAAUUUCAAGCUCUAUUCAGUGGAAUGACGUGUUUGAGAAGGCAAUUUUGGAUGUGAUUCGAGGUGGAAGUGUUGUCAAUUCCACCAAUUCAUCGGCAUUUUCUGCUUCGAUAUUUGCAACUCAUGCAAAUGAUAUGAAGGCAUUAAAGAAGCUCAUUGAACACAAGGACAUAAACAUAGAUGAGCAAGAUGGUAACGGAUUCUCAGCUGCCAUGAUAGCCGUAGAACAAGGUAACACAGAAGCUUUCAGGUUGCUUCUUUAUGCUGGUGCUGAUGUUCUAAUGCUGAAAAACAAGCAUGGCCUCACGGCGCUUAAUCUCGCUGAAGCAAACAAAAAUAGCGAAGUGUUUCAUAAGCUUAUGCUUGAAUAUGCAAUAGAGAAGAAAUGCAGUUGUUCCACUGAUGUAAAUCCUCUUCACUGUGCAACGCGUCAUAGGAACAUAGAUUUUGUUCAGAAACUAAUAAAAGAAGGAUAUGACGUCAAUUCUUUUGACGACAGUGGAUAUACACCUUUAAUGUUAGCAGCAAGAAGACGACAUGGAGCAAUGUGUGAGCUUCUGAUCUCUCAUGGAGCCAAGUGUGAUAUCCAGAACGAGAGACACGAGACAGCACUUUCACUUGCAAGAGGAAACGGAUCAGCAGAAGAAAAUGAUGCAGAACGAGUCAUAUUAAACGAGCUAGCUCGAAGAUUAGUCUUGUGUGGGGCUCGAGUGAAGAAGCAUACAAAGUGUGGUGAAGGGUCAUUUCAUAGGAAGCUGCUAGUGAUGAUGGGGGAUUCGGGAAUAUUGAGGUGGGGAAAAUCUGACAAGAGGAACGUGAUUUGUAGAGAAGCUAAGGUUGGAGGCAGUACGAGGUUUCGAUGGAACCGCAGGAACAAGCAUGAUUUUAAUGAACAAGGAUUGUUCCAUGUGGUUACAACGAACAAGAAGGAGGUGCAUUUUGCAUGUCAAGGUGGGAAUGAGAUGGCUGAGUUGUGGGUGAGAGGGAUUACAUUAGUGACAAGAGAAGCCAUUUUUGGCAAAAAGAGCCCGUAAUCUGUAGAUUUGGGUGUUUUUAUUUCUUUCAAUGUCCAAAGUCUUGGCCCUCUGAAAUUUUAGACAUUAGAGGAGACAAUAAAGAAAGAACCUUGUCAUCUCAAAUCUUGUGGGAUGUGUUAUGUGAAGGAUGUGCUAACUCUUCAUAAUGUGAAUAUUAGUUAUAUGAUUUAAAUCCCUUAAAAAUGUGUAAAUAUUUUGUGUAAUGUAUACAGUGUUUAGAGUUUUUUCUUUUC